Messenger RNA from Terrapene triunguis (Three-toed box turtle), 346 nucleotides. RefSeq names its product fibronectin type III and SPRY domain-containing protein 1-like. The record is from RefSeq and is a predicted model, not a curated record. NCBI's taxonomy places the organism in Eukaryota, Metazoa, Chordata, Testudines, Emydidae. The annotation marks the transcript as partial. The transcript has 2 exons. Gene Ontology annotation, molecular function: protein binding.
AUGGCUGCCAUCCCUUUGCUCUCACCCUCUCGUCUAGUUCCCAGCGCCCCGGAGAUCGACAUGGCCGAGUCACUGGUGGCCGAUAACUGCGUGACGCUGGUCUGGAGGAUGCCCGACGAGGACAGCAAGAUCGACCACUACGUCCUGGAGUACCGCAAGACCAACUUCGAGGGGCCCCCGCGGGUGAAGGAGGACCAGCCCUGGAUGGUGAUCGAGGGCAUCAAGCAGACCGAGUACACCCUAACUGGCCUCAAGUUCGACAUGAAGUACAUGAAUUUCCGCGUCAAGGCCUGUAACAAGGCUGUGGCGGGCGAGUUCUCCGAGCCGGUCACCUUGGAAACCAGAG